AGCAUCACAGUUGUUGACCUCACCACUCCUCUUUCUACUUCAACACGGAUAGAGACCCCUCCAUAUCCGCUCUCUGGAACUGGGGCCUCGCUUCAUCAUCCCCUUCCGACAGGCUCACUAGGAACCGGCAACCACUCUGGUCCACCAUGCACCGUCAAUGUCCCUCAGGCUACCAUCGGCUGGUGGUAUGCCGCAACGUACCAGUGGCCGGUGGCAGACUUGAUGGGCGUAUCUGGUGUCUUCAAUGACAGUCAACGCCAUUAUACCACCAUGCCCCAACAGGCGACCUUCAAUGUGACGUCCGUCCUGACCGAGUAUGCCUACACGACGACUGAGGACUUCGAUUCGGAGUGGAAUAUGACCUUCACCUAUCUUCUGGACUACACCGUCAAGCCCACCGCGGCUGUGACAUCUGUCAUUACGCGGACGGCGUAUGCGCCCUUACCCUCUGGCCAAAUAAUAGCCGAAAACGACCUCGGAUUGUACCAGACUGAGCCAGGUGCACUUCCCGCCGCAUCCUUCACCGUCGCCCUUGCCAACCGGACCGUGCCUGUCGCCACGUCGGCUACACCAGUGGCAUAUUUCUCUGCGUAUGAAGUCGAAUCGGCAGUAGCAUUCACCGCUGGGGAUGGGGCUGUCGCGGUCAGCACAGUCACACGCACCUUCGCCCUCUCGACACCUUAUGCCUGUUCCUUUUGGAUGAAGGGAAUCGAAAGCACAAAGUCCGCUUCAGGCACCGUACCGCUAGAGUUCAUCCAACAGAUACCACAGGCGACAUGUUCUCCCGGGACUUUAUCUGGCUCCGUCACUGUGCUGGUAGUCGUCGAUUUGAUAUACAGACAGAUAAUCCAUGUAGAUCCUUUUGAUCUCCGUAUCGAAGAGUCCGUCCUUGGUUGGGACGACCCCGGCCCAGAAACAGACAUCCGCGCCCAUGUCCAAACCAAGGGAGGGCCUGAAGACCCGUUCAACUCUGGGCGCAUCGAAGUUCCGGCUGACGGCUUCCUCAGCGGUGGAACGCCUAGUAUCAAUGCGGGCGUUCUACAGACUGAUUCUCCAUCUCCUGCAAACCAGGGACAGGCUAGCCCGGCUGGUGCGGUCAAUGUUCCCCUGCCUACGCCCACGACUGUUGGCUCCAUUGGGACGGUUCCUGUUGUGAUCGGUCCGAGCUCCGUUGUCGUAGUGGGUUCCGAAACUUUGAAGCCAGGUUCCCAGAUCACGGUGGGAGGAAAUCCUGUUUCUCUCGAACCAGCAGGGAGUAAUAUAGUGGUUGGCACGAAAACUUCAGCGUUGCCCGUUGUCCCAGUCGGCCCUGCCCCUAACAAUCCCCCUCCUCCUAUCAUCACUAUUAGACGUUCUACACUGACUCCAAACGCCGCAACACAAUUCUCUCUCGCACCUGGACAGAUCCUCACCCCAGGAGGGCGAGCAACGCUUGACGGCACCGUCGUCAGCCUCGGCCCAUCGGCAUCCUUUGUCGUCAUCGGAGGAUCUACGCGCAUGCUCCCACCUCCUAUACCAGCCGCCACCCCUCCUCCAACUAUCGUCCUCGGCCAAUCCACCUUCACCCAACUCCCCGGCUCCUCCUUCAUCAUCGGCUCUCAAACCCUCUCCGUCGGCCACAGAGGCGCCUUCGUCAUCGACGGCCAAACCCUGGCUAUCGGCGGUCACCCCGUCACCGUAAGCGGGACCACGUUAUCCCUCGCAGCCUCCAAUGUCCUCGUCGUCAACGGCAUGACAUCGACUCUGGACGUCAUCCCCGCGGAAAUCACACCCCCGCCGCUCACCAUCGGUGAUACCGUCCUCACCGCUCUUCCAGGCGACGGCACGACCUACGAACUCGGCACCCUGCGCCUCACCCCCGGCGGCGUCAUAACCUCAGGCACCUUGACCAUCUCUCUCGCCCCAGGCGCAACAGCCCUGAUCAUCAACGGCGUCACUACGACCCUCGUCCCAGGCAAUCAAAUACCCAUCACGAACCCCCCGCUUCUAACCAUCGGCUCUGAAACCUUCACCGCAAACUCCGGGACCACGUUUACCAUCCACGGGCAGAUAUUGACGCCCGGAGGGGUGAUUAUCUUCGAUGGGACGACCGUGAGUCUCUCGCCGUUAGCCACGGAGAUGAUCGUCGAGAGCGCGGGGACGAGGGAAACGACGACGCUGUUUCCCGCGACGACGACG
This is a messenger RNA of Westerdykella ornata, 2178 nucleotides long. RefSeq lists its product as uncharacterized. NCBI's taxonomy places the organism in Eukaryota, Fungi, Ascomycota, Dothideomycetes, Pleosporales, Sporormiaceae. The annotation marks the transcript as partial. The transcript is spliced from 2 exons. The record is from RefSeq and is a predicted model, not a curated record.